AUGUGUUCACGCGGCGUAGCGAUGCUUCGAAAAUCCAGAUUUUUUUCGGACAUUAUCGUUCGAAAUUAUACUAAGCUAUUAGCCGCAGAAAUCAACCCUAAUAUGAAAAAAUUGGAAUAUGCCGUUCGUGGGCCGAUUGUGCAAAGGGCUGGGGAAAUUGAAAAAGGAUUACGUCGGGGUGACAAAAAAGCAUUUGACAGUGUUAUAAAGUGCAAUAUUGGAGACUGCCACAGUGCCGGACAAACUCCAAUAACAUUUUUGCGUGAUGUUAUUGCUGUUGCAAGUAAUACUAGACUCAUGGACUCUCCGUUGAUUCCUGAUGACGCCAAACAGAGAGCGAAACGAUUUUUAGAUAGCACCGGUGGAAGCGUUGGCACAUACAGCCAGUCAACUGGUGUUGAAGUUGUGCGCGAGGACGUUGCCGCUUAUAUAAAACAGCGGGAUGGUAUUGAGGCGAUUCCCGAUGACAUCUUCCUCUCAAGCGGAGCCUCUGAAGCCGUGAAGUACAUCCUAGAAUUGGUGGCCACGACCAAAGAGGGCAACCAGCGUGCAGGCGUGAUGGUCCCUAUCCCCCAGUACCCCCUCUACUCGGCAACUCUAGCCGAAUACAACAACUAUCAAAUUAACUACUACCUCGAAGAGGAAAAGGGUUGGGGCCUAAAUGUUCAAGAAAUGGAACGAGUUCUGAGUGAAGCUAAAAAAGAGUGCAUCCCGCGGGCCAUUGUGGUAAUCAAUCCAGGUAAUCCGACAGGUCAAGUGCUCCAGCGCAGUGACAUUGAGGAAGUCAUCCGCUUUGCCCAUCGCCACAACCUCCUCGUAAUCGCUGACGAGGUUUACCAGCACAACAUCUAUGCACAAGACCGCAAAUUCUACUCUUUCAAGCGAGUGCUCCACGACAUGGGUGGAUCGAUUGCCUCGGAGCUCCAACUCGCCAGCAUGAUGUCCGCUAGCAAAGGUUUCAUGGGCGAGUGA
Molecule: messenger RNA, 972 nt
Organism: Dibothriocephalus latus
Lineage: Eukaryota; Metazoa; Platyhelminthes; Cestoda; Diphyllobothriidea; Diphyllobothriidae
Source: the annotation of a GenBank genome assembly